GUCACACUGGUGUGGUGACAACUUGUCACUGACAAGUCAUGAUAAUUUUUUGUAAAGCAAUAUAUUUAUCGCCAUGGAUGACUCGUUUUUCGGCUUUGACACAAAUCUACCGGACGAUGAAAGUGGGGAUGGACGCAUAGGUGAGGCGGAGUACGAUGCCCUCAAUGACGAAACUUUUGGAUCGGCGAUAAAUGGCGACUGGGAGGAGGCCCAUGAGACGAUGGUGCGGCUGGGCGGGAAUGGCGAAAGGGUACGCAAGCGGCCAGCGGAGUCCAGCGGAAGUACAGAGUUCGCUGAUCACGGCAACGGCUCUUUUUUGAGGCACGGCCAUCCGCUCUCUUCGGCGCCCUCGUCUAGCGGCUCCACUCCGGCCCCGUUUAAUGUCCCCUUCCGGCAGUCGCGGCACAUCGGCGACUCCGAUCUAGAGCUGAACCUCUCUUCGAUGAAGCUGGACGACAUGGACCUAUCCACGUUCGCGGCUGACAACGAAGCCGGUGGCCUGAGCAAUAGAAUAAAACUGGACUCAGGCGUCUGGGGAUCGCAGACUUUUCCCAAUAACCAAAAUUUGUUCCGAGAGCCCAUGCAUAGUGCAUUCAAACCGCAGCAACAGCAACAACAUAUUCAGCAUCAGCAACAACAGAUGAAGCCUCAGCAGGAGGCGAAUACCAACUUUCCACUGCCUCCACAGGCUUUCCCCAAGAUUACAACCCUCGAGGACAUAGAACGGAAUAUGAUUAUACAGCAAGCCAUGCCCAAACAGCAACAACAGCCAAAUCAGCCACAAAUCGAGCGCAAGAUGUUCGAUGAUUUCAGCCAGGGCAACAGGCAGCAGGUGGCCACGCCAACCAUCUUGCAGCAGCAACAAUUGCAGCAGCAGCUUCAACAACAUCAAAUGCAGCAGCAGAAACAACAGUCGCAUCAACAGCCUCCACAACAAACGCAGCACAAGGCACCUCCUGGUUUUAUGGGAACGCCGCAGACCUCUCCACCUAGGCCAAAUUUGGGUUUUCCUGGUCCCCAUCCACUGUCCGAGCUACUGCCCACACCGCCUUCGCAGCAACAACAACUGAACGGCAUGGGUGGAAACCGAGUACCACCUGGUUUUAUUUACCCCCCAGGUUUGCCCGGGAAUAUGCCGCAGCAUCCGCUAAUGCCGCAGCAUAUGCCACCAAAUUUUCCACUCCCCGGCGGUAACCAGCGACCACUACCCAAUCCGCAUGCCCUGCCCACGGCAUUGAACAACUUUGCCAUGCAUCCGAGCUUCAAUGCAAUGCGUGCCGCUGGUGUGCAUCCACCGCCUUUCUUGCAAAUGCCCCAUCAGCAUCAGAUUCCACCGCGAAUGCUACCGCUACCCCUGCAAGGGGGCAACAGCCUACUAGGUCAACAGCCACCGAACUCCAUGUACAACAUGUUCAACAUGCGUUUGGUGCAGGAGAUCCAGCAGAACCAUCCGCUACUUCAGCAGGCAGCAGUGGUACGACAAAUGCAACAGAGCCGAUCCGGAUCUGUGGCCAGCGAUCGCCAAAAGACCCAGAUGCAACAGCAACAACUAGGACGACGUCCAGAUGGUACGGGUAAUUAUCCGCUGGAAGAGUACGAUGAGUAUGCCAACCUGAUGAGCACACGCGAUAAGCACUGGCUAAUCGGAAUCCAGCUGUCGCAGCUGAACACGGAUACGCCGUAUAUCGACGACUACUACUAUACGGUGUUCAGGGAGCGCAAGGCCCAGCAGAACGGGCAGAUGCGAAACAGCCAGGCGCACAAGGACAAUCAGCUGAAUCAUCCGCUGACCCAGCCACGCGGGCAUGCGCAGCUUAUUCUCGUGCAGUUGGGCAACAAAAAUGGCACACGCAAUGGACACGGACGUGAACGUCGCAACUCGGAGAACGCCAAUAGUACAGCAGGCAGCACGAACAACGGUUCAGGUGGGAAUAACAACAACAACCUGACAGGCUAUAUAUUCUCGCCUCUGAAAUUCGAGAAUUCGCUUGGAAAACUGCAGUACGGAAGUGUAACAGCGCCGCGAAAAAUCAUCGAUGCUGAUAUAAUGAGUGGUGAAUCAAAUGCAGAUGCCAAUCCGACUUCACCCUCCACGAGCUCGACUCCGUUGCCUCAUUCUGCGAGCCAUGAUGUUAAUCCCAGCAGCAUGCGAAAGUCACGACAUAUUCUUCUUUUGAUCGAGACGCUGUAUCGUUAUUUGCUGAAAUUAGAGGAUCUAGAGAGCCCGGAGGUAAUGGCCACCAUAGAGUUAAAAAAGAAAAAGGAGGCCGAGCGCAUUGCAGCCCUUGAGCAGCUAGAAAUGGCAAAUAAAACACCCGAAGAGCGUGCCGCUGAAGCCGCUAAUCCGCAGACCAUGAAUCCGCAGCUGAAGAACAAGUUCAACUAUGAAGUAGAGACGAACGCUGCGCUGGUCAAUAAGUUAAAAGCUGGUCUGGCUUUUGAAAAGGUGGUGUCCAUGAUGAAUGUGCGCAAAGGAAAGAUACUUCUCCGUCGGAUUAUGCCCUUCAUCGCGGAUCAAAACAUUCGUUGGAUCGUGUGGAGCGGUGUAUUCUGUUCCCUGCAGACAGUGGUGAAAAAGGACAAAGACGACGUUGAAGGAGUUUUGUACGCGCUCUAUCCAGAGUUUAAGAAACACAUAAACCACGCCACUUUUGAAAUCCUAGUGAGCAUUUCAGCUGCCAUUACGCUGAAUGACAAAAAACUGACUGGAAUCUUCUGCAGUCGCUUCGGAAUCCUAUCGUUGGUUGCCCUGAUACUUCGGGCCGAGGAAAUAUACGUUUCCCAAACUGAUGCAACUCUUAGUGAGGAGAACAGACAGAAAUGGCGGGAGUUCCUGGCACAGGUCGCGUCCUGCCUCAACCGCACUAUUCAAAACCAGACCAUAUCGGCUGCCAUCGAGUCGGAUGCGAUUCAACCGCUUAUGCACCAUUUCGAUCGGUUUAAAGAUCUUAAGCUGGAUGCCCUCUUAGCAUUAAUAACUGAAGCCAGGCAUCAAAUUGAUUAGGUUUGCUUUGCAAGAUUUUCAUUUCACUUGAUUGAGCGUUUUAAAUGAUUGUGAAAUUAUGUAGCCGAGUUCGCAUUGCUUUACUCAAUUACGCAUAUGUUUGUAUAAAUUAUGUAUACAAUACUCACAUAUGCAUGACCGUGUUUACUUUUACGCAUACUACACAAAAACUUAUUGAUACAGGGUAUAAAAAAUCUCAUACUGAAAUUGAGAAACUACUCAACUGUCAAUAAAUUUUGAUAAUAGUUUGUUAGAAACGUUCUUUUAUCCAAAAUUAUGUGCACUGUACAAGAGAGGUAGAGAGAAAGAGAAAAGGAGAGCAUGUUUUAUAAAUAAAAUAUCGAAUGGUUAGUUUUGCCCAUUGUACAUACUUAUGUCAUUUUAUAUUUGAUAAGGAGUACUUUUCCGGCAUUUCUGUAGAGAUUUCUAAAGAAUAAUCGACCCUCUGUGUAAAUUAAUAUUCUGGUAAUAUUCUUUUUUUUUUUUUGUCAUCGAAAUAACAACUGGGCUUUCAAUGUAUGUAACUUAUACCCCUGUUAAUAAGGGAAUAUGAUAAAUACGUUUAAAAUUUUUAAGCACCGAUAUAUAUAUAUAUAUAUGCGCGAUUCAUGCAUACUCAUUUAAACGCGCAGCUACAAAUAUAUCAACCUUUUUUCUGGUAUUUGUAAAUAUCGUUUUUUUUGAAAUUUUUUACAAUAAUACAUUUUGGGUUUCAUUGAAUCAAAUUUGUGCAAGACCCAUUAAAUAUAUAAUCGAGACAUUCAGCAUAAAUGUGUACUAAAUAAUUAGCAUUGUGAGAGAAGGUACGGUCAAAAGCGUGUUUAUUAUAACAAAAUGAUCAAAAUUGUGAUACAUUUUGACUUUUAAACGUAAACGAAAACCCGAUGGUCGGAAUGAAUUAGUUUAACCCAAAAAAAAAAAAAUCAACAAAUUUGAAAUUAAAAAAAAAUACUGCAAUUUUCAUCAAAACUUCUGUAAAGCAACGGAGAGAUAUUUGUUGUAAGAAUCCGUUGUGGAGCAUUUUAAUUUUAUUUCGUUUUUAAUUUUAUCUACACUAUCAUUUCAAUGUUGUUUUAAGUAAUUUUUUAAAAAACGAAAUUCAUGUUUUGUAUCUGAAAGGAAAGACAAGAGUUUGGCAAACACUUCAAAAACUAUUGCUUUUUAAGCAAACAAGAGUCAAAAUACGAUAGGUGUUUAAGAUUGUAAACGCAUAUACAAUAAUUAUUGUAGUUUUAUUUGUAUUUAUCACACGCAAAAACACGUCAAACAUUUAACAUAAAUAUGUUCGCAGAUUCAAAGGCAAACUUUUAAAAUUGAUAUAAUUUCAAGGAGUAUAAUAAAUAAAACAUACCAUUUCACAGAACACACCGAA
Molecule: messenger RNA, 4376 nt
Organism: Drosophila eugracilis
Lineage: Eukaryota; Metazoa; Arthropoda; Insecta; Diptera; Drosophilidae
Gene: Patr-1
Product: protein PAT1 homolog 1
Biological process (GO): P-body assembly; deadenylation-dependent decapping of nuclear-transcribed mRNA
Cellular component (GO): P-body
Molecular function (GO): RNA binding
Source: RefSeq, a predicted model, not a curated record